AUGGACUGGCAGAAUCCCAGUGAGACUGAUAGAGUGAUUCUCGGCGUUAUAAAACUCUCGGCCAAGACCAAGGGCUACUCUGUCCCUCCUCUGUUCAUCAACCCAGGUGGCCCUGGUGGUUCUGGCAUCAAAUCUUUGCAGACUAUGGGGUCCGAAGUUCAGACUGUCGCUGGUGACUAUCAUACACCUGUUGCUGAUGAACGCCCCGGUCUGAUUUACGAUGCCUACAGUCGCGCCAUUGCCUACUCAGGAGCUUGCAAGUCCGCUAUGAACGAGACAGGGAUUUUAAAUCAUCUUAGCACCGCCUCGUCCGCCAGGGAUCUCCUCGACCUGGUGGAGAAGACUGGCCAUAAGAAGCUACGAUAUUGGGGUUUCAGCUAUGGAACGGUGCUUGCCGGCAAUGUCGAUCUCGAGGGUUGGUUCACUCUCGACCAUGCGGGCUUCCUUCACGACGCGGACAACAUUCUCAAUGUCUUUGAUGAGGCAUGCCAUAAUGCUGGACCAUUCAAGUGUGCCCUCUGGGCGGCUUCGGCAGAUGCAAUCCGUGACCGCAGAGCGAGUAUUCUGGAAAGUCUCAAGGAUCACCCAGUGAUUUUGCCCGCUCACUCUACACAAUCUGGGCCUGAGCUGCCCCUGGUCAUCACCUACUCUGACGUUCAGCGAUACGUGCGAGUGGCGAUAUACAAACCCCUCGUUCAUGCGGAAGAUAUCGCACUUGUUUUUGCCGGAUUAGAGAAUAGGGAUGGUCUGCCAUUCUUUGAGUCACGGAAGGCUAUUGAAGGCGAUAAUAGUCCACUGUCCGAGCUCUUCUGUUCCGUCGACGAUACGCCUGCGAUGGAGCCUCUGGAGACCGGCUUCGAAGUAGAUGCCUUCCCAGCAAUCAUGUGCUCAGACAUUGGAGACUCAUACAAGUCAGUCGCACAAGCGGCUCAAUAUCUGGAGAAGCUGAGGGAAGCCAGCCGCUGGACCGGGGCAGCAAGCUUGAUGCUCCGCUUGCCUUGUGCGGGUUGGACGGUGCGGUCCAGUUGGCGACAUGUCCCUGAUUUACAAACGAAGCAGGCGACCAGCCAUCCUAUCUUAUUCCUCAACAACUUAUACGACAACGUCACGCCCAUAUACGGCGCUCGUCUCAACUCUGCCCACUAUAAUGGAUCCGUUGUGCUUCAGCAGAACUCUUUGGGUCAUUGUAGCUUUGCAGGGCCGUCUACGUGCACGGCGAAGCAUGUGCAACAAUAUCUCGAGAAAGGCGUGCUGCCUGAUGAGGGGAGCGAAUGCGACCAGGAUUACGAUCUGUUCCAGAAACCAUUGGAAGAUGAGUUCAUGGCACAAGACGAGCUCUCAUCCGCUCUUUGGCGGCUCUCGCAGGCUUCUCGCGAUGCAAUCCCAGCGGCAAAUUGGCCAGGCGCACGAUACAUCCACUCAAUGAUCCUUGCUCUUCUCGAGGGCAUGAUGCACCUUUUCGGGCAUCUUCAACCCAUGGUCGACAGCCUCUUUCACCUUGUGCUCAAUGUCGUGAUUGCCCUCGCCGUCACGUUCCUCGCCGUCGGCCUCAUUUUUGGCCUUCCAAUUUCCAGCGCCGCCCCGGCCUGA
Molecule: messenger RNA, 1590 nt
Organism: Emericellopsis cladophorae
Lineage: Eukaryota; Fungi; Ascomycota; Sordariomycetes; Hypocreales; Bionectriaceae
Exons: 7
Coding region: 1-1590 (529 amino acids)
Source: RefSeq, a predicted model, not a curated record